Molecule: messenger RNA, 2002 nt
Organism: Arabidopsis thaliana (thale cress)
Lineage: Eukaryota; Viridiplantae; Streptophyta; Magnoliopsida; Brassicales; Brassicaceae
Gene: CSLA14
Product: cellulose synthase like A14
Exons: 8
Coding region: 202-1809 (535 amino acids)
Cellular component (GO): Golgi membrane
Molecular function (GO): glucomannan 4-beta-mannosyltransferase activity; glycosyltransferase activity
Source: RefSeq, marked reviewed
AUUCAAUCAAAUAAACAAAAAAACCUUUACUAAUUCAAAGACAGAUAUGGUAGGAAAGACAAAAGAAUGUCGGAUCCUCCUGAAGCUUAUUGCUCGAGGGAGAUUUCUAAGUCUUUUCUUGGUUUCUGUUAAUUUUCUCUCGAACCAGGUUGUCUCUGCUUUGUUCGAGUUGUGGCCUUGUGGGGUCAAAAGUUAUCUGUAAUGGCGACAUUGUCUGAUGGAUUAUUUGAUGACAUGAGCGUGUUGGGAGUGAUCGGAUAUGUACUUGAGCAAACCAGGUUCAUCUUUCUCGUGCCGAUUCUGAAACGUCUUGUGAAUCUCUGUCAGGUUGUUUCGGUGUUGUUGUUCGUAGAUGCAGCUUAUAUGGCUAUAGUUGUAGCCAUUGUCAAAUUACUUGGACGAACACCACAGAAAGUUCUCAAAUGGGAAAGCUUCAAGAGCGAUGAUAUCGAGCUAGCUCCCUCCAGCAAUCAUCCCAUGGUUCUCAUUCAAAUCCCAAUCUUCAACGAGAAAGAGGUAUGCCAACUUUCUAUAGGAGCAGCUUGUAAGCUAUCAUGGCCACUGGAUCGGAUGAUCAUUCAAGUGCUUGACGAUUCAACCGAAGAAGAAAGUCAGAAACUGGUGAGAUUGGAGUGUAAGAAAUGGGAGAGCGAAGGUAUAACCAUAAAGUCGGAAGUUAGAGGCGGUUUUAGAGAGGGUUUCAAAGCAGGAGCUCUCACUGCAGGAAUGAAGCAUAGUUACGUGGAUGAAUACAAGUGCGAGUUUGUUGUUAUAUUUGAUGCUGAUUUUCAGCCUGAACCUGAUUUUCUUGAACGUACUGUUCCUUUCCUUGUCCAUAACCCUGAGAUAGCUCUUGUACAAGCCGGCUGGAAAUAUGGGAAUGCUGAUGAGUGUUGUAUGACAAGAAUACAAGAGAUGUCUCUUAACUACCAUUUUGCAGUGGAGCAAAAGUCUGGAUCCUCCAUACUUGGUUUCUUUGGAUUCAAUGGUACUGCUGGUGUGUGGAGAAUUAAAGCUUUGAAUGAGGCUGAAGGAUGGAAAGACCGCACGAUAGUCGAGGACAUGGAUUUAGCUGUUAGAGCUUAUCUACGCGGCUCGAAGUUUGUGUAUGUCGACGAUGUUAAGGUGAAAAACGAGCUUCCGAGCUCAUUUCAAGCAUACCGGUUUCAGCAACAUCGUUGGUCUUGCGGUCCAGCGAACCUUUUCAAGAAAAUUGCAAUGGAGAUCAUCAAAAACCAGAAUGUGUCUUUAUGGAAGAAGGUGUAUUUGAUAUACAACUUCUUCUUUUUGAGGAAGAUUGUUGUACACAUCUUCACAUUCGUUUUCUACUGCGUGAUUUUGCCAGCUACCGUUAUAUUCCCGGAGAUCGAAGUCCCUAAAUGGACAACUAUCUACAUUCCAGCUACCAUCACUAUCCUAAACGCUAUUGCAACACCUAAAUCAUUUUACCUCAUACUCUAUUGGAUCUUAUUUGAAAACGUAAUGGCGAUGCAUAGGAGUAUAGGAACUCUCAUUGGAUUGCUAGAGACUAGUAGAGUUAAAGAAUGGAUUGUUACACAAAAACUAGGAGAGAGUAACAAUCUCAGGGAAAACCUCAUUUUUCCUGAUCACUAUAGCUUCCCCGAGAGACUUCGAUGGCGAGAGAUAAUGGUUGGAAUGUAUCUCUUCAUAUGUGGAUACUAUGAUUUUGUGUUUGGGAGGACAUACCUUUACGUGUAUCUUUUCUUGCAGUCCAUUGCCUUCUUUGUUGUUGGAGUUGGCUACGUUGGAAUGCCGGUUCCAAGUACGCCGGUCCAGACUUCCGAGUAACCACUGACAUAUCUAACUUCUUUCUUCUUCUUCUCCUACACAUUCAUUCUUUCAAAAGGUUCGAUUGUAUAGUGAUUAAAAGAUGUGGUUUUGUGAUCAUGUUACUGUUUUAAUGGAAGAAUCCUUUGUAACGAUCUAACAUUCAAAAAUCUUAAUAGUCCAACAAAAUAGCAAGAGAUUGAAACAUAAUGAC